Messenger RNA from Zea mays, 449 nucleotides. RefSeq lists its product as uncharacterized. NCBI's taxonomy places the organism in Eukaryota, Viridiplantae, Streptophyta, Magnoliopsida, Poales, Poaceae. The transcript has 3 exons. Bases 32 to 265 code for a protein of 77 amino acids. The record is from RefSeq and is marked validated.
GGCGCGGUAUCAGCUUGGUGAUUUGUGAGCGAUGGCGCCGCCGGGGUCGCGGCGGUGGGCUUACGUGCGCGUGAUGGCCGGCACCAUCCUCGGUGGCGUACUUGGAUUCUACGUCAUGCACCGCGUCGAGACCUCGUACAAGGCGAGAAUGGAGGAGAGGCUGCGGAGAUACGAGGCGCAUCUGCUUGCCAAAGCCAAGGAGUCGCAGCAGUUGCAGGACGAGGCACAGCGGGAGGAUAAAGCCCAGUUCCUGCCCGACUCGUGACACCGACAUUCUUCCCCUCUUGCGCCUGCUCUUUUCCAAGCUGUUAGAAUAACAUAGGGCACUGGGGCCAAGGAGUCCGUCCACUCGUUUUUUCAGAUGUAGAGACAUAAGAUCGACAUGUACUUUUUGCUUGUUGCUGUCUUCUUUUUUUGGUAUCAAGAAAAAUGCACCAUUCGAGCGCAAG